AAGCUUCAACUGAAGAAGCUAUCCUCCUUGGGUAUCCAAGCUGCAGUGAGACCGCUCAGAGAUGCAUCUGUCUUUGACUCAGCAAUGGUCCUCCUGCACAGUGCUCUUGCUGCUAGUGUCCAACCUGCUUCUGUGGGAGAGCACAGCUUCUGCUAUGAAAGCUAAAACGUUGAAUGUCUACGACUACACAACCUUUGGGGACACAUGGAAUCAGGCAAUCAAGGUAUCCCAGAGCAUGAAUCACGAAAUUUCACAACUGUCCACUCACUUUAAAGUAUUUUAUGCCCAAGGCCGAGGAUUUGAACAGAGGACCACCAGAUGCCACACUUCUUCCCUCUCUUGUCCAGAAAAUAAGGAGCAAGCCCGAAAGAUCCAACUGGAAGUACUGCUGGGGUUGGCACACAGCCUAUUGCAAGCCUGGGUCGAUCCUCUGUACCAUCUGUGGGUUGAAAUGUGUGACAGGCUGGGAUCCACUCCUCCUACUCUCUACAAAGCCUUGAAGGUUAAGACCUUAAACAGAAAUCUUCUGGAGGCCAUAAAGAAGAUUGCCCUCAAGGGUAAUUUUGAAAUCAACGAAAAUGCAAACUAUACUGCCUGGUCGGAAUUGGGAUUCUUGCAGUCACCCAAUAGAAACACUAGAUACUUUGCUUUUCAUAACCUGUUUCACUGCCUGAAAAGAGACUCACAUUACGUGGAAAUGUAUCUGAAGCUUCUGAAGUGCCAACUGAUCCAAAGCAACUGCUAAGAACGCAUAAAAUCCUUCUGCCCCAGUGAUGGCUCUUGACAAUGUACUUGUGUACAGUACCUAAGUAUAAUGACUCUCUGUUCUUUAGAAGUAAAAAAUUAAAAAAAAAAUCUGAA
Messenger RNA from Mastomys coucha (southern multimammate mouse), 861 nucleotides. Its product is annotated as prolactin-4A1. The transcript has 5 exons. NCBI's taxonomy places the organism in Eukaryota, Metazoa, Chordata, Mammalia, Rodentia, Muridae. Gene Ontology annotation, molecular function: prolactin receptor binding; hormone activity. The record is from RefSeq and is a predicted model, not a curated record. Bases 62 to 745 code for a protein of 227 amino acids. Gene Ontology annotation, biological process: response to nutrient levels; positive regulation of cell population proliferation; positive regulation of receptor signaling pathway via JAK-STAT. Gene Ontology annotation, cellular component: extracellular region.